Messenger RNA from Ostertagia ostertagi, 423 nucleotides. NCBI's taxonomy places the organism in Eukaryota, Metazoa, Nematoda, Chromadorea, Rhabditida, Trichostrongylidae. The record is from the annotation of a GenBank genome assembly.
AUGACUGGAAACACGCUGGUAAUCCGCAAAGAUGAGAAUUCAGCUGAGCAAAUCAAGCUUGAUUAUGUAGCCGUGAAGACUGCAGCUAUGACGCUUCGUGCCAUCAAUCAUAAGCUGCGUCAGCAAAUCAUACGCCUCCUGGAAGAGCAUAAGCGUAUGAAUGUGACUGACAUUUAUGUUAAACUGCGCCUUGAGCAGAGUGUUGCUUCCCAGCACCUCGCGAUCCUGCGCCGUGCUAACAUCGUAAUUACAGAGCGCGAUGGUAAGUUUAUCCAUUAUGCACUGAAUCAUGCCCGCAUUGCUAACGUAGCGCAAUUUGUACACGAGCUGGUAAGCAGCGAUGUGGAAGUGAAGAACAGCCGCAAGGGUGCUAAAUCUGAAGCUGCUGAAUUAAGCAAUGAAACAGAAGUUGCCAGCAACUAA